Messenger RNA from Nelumbo nucifera (sacred lotus), 2469 nucleotides. NCBI's taxonomy places the organism in Eukaryota, Viridiplantae, Streptophyta, Magnoliopsida, Proteales, Nelumbonaceae. The record is from RefSeq and is a predicted model, not a curated record.
AGGGGCAAGGGGGGGGUGAGAAAAUGAGAUCAACCAGCUCCCGCCGCAUACAAAGAUGAGUAGAUCAUCUUCAGCUCAGGAGUAGCCGGUUCAGUUCCCGUUGUCGUUGGUAGCCAGAUCAAUUCCUACAGGGAGCAUCUAGGCUGCGCCAUACUAGGGAGCCCUACUUAAGCCUCUGGAUCAUCGGAGAUGAGGUGACGAGGUAGUUAGCCAAAGAAAUGAUACGUGACCCGAAACGGUCACAUCAAUACUUAUCGGCAUGCUUCCACAACAAACCCAGCCGGAAUCUGACCGUCCGGCACUUACUAUCCAGCCUUCUUCCCCACGCUUUCUACUCCCCUCGUUGGAAUGAGCACCCACCUCUGGGGCCCACCGUAAGAUCGCGAUCGCAGUAGAUCUCAGCGACGAGAGUGCCUUCGCUGUGAAAUGGGCCGUCCAGAACUACCUCCGCCCAGGUGACGUCGUGAUCCUACUGCACGUUCGGACCACCGGCGUUCUUUAUGGUGCCGACUGGGGCUCCAUUGACCUAUCCGUCGACACCGACGAGGAGUCCCAACAGAAGCUCGAAGAUGACUUCGACGCCUUCACCACCACCAAGGUCACCGAUCUGGCUCAGCCCCUGGUAGAAACACGGAUUCCUUUUAAGCUUCAUAUCGUCAAGGACCAUGAUAUGAAGGAGCGGCUUUGCUUGGAGGUCGAGAGGUUAGGGAUGGGUGCCGUGAUUAUGGGCAGCCGAGGGUUCGGUGCCUCGAACCGCACCAGCAAAGGACACCUUGGCAGCGGGUGGACGGAGCACAACAUGGUGCUCCACGGGUGGACGGGUGCCCUUGCAUCGCUGAACCUGAAGCCAUCGAAGUCCUUGCUGGCGAGGUUCAGGGACGCAAAGAAAUGGCGGAGAGGCGGGUACGAUGAGAUCAUGGCGGGGGCGUUGGUGGAGAAGGAAGAAGCGGUGGUGAGCGAAGAAGGCACGACUUCUUUCAUUGUAAGCUCUUUCGGUCGAACAUAAUCGGAAGAAAGCUUUUCAGAGAAGGAAGAAACGGACGGGAAUAGGAGUGGGAAAGGAAACUGUUUGUAGGGUACGUGUCGAACGCAGGGGUGUCCGACACCCUCAAUUGGUUUAGGUAUAUAUAGAUAUAAGAUCAAGUUAACGGGUUGGCUUUUUGAUCCGAUUUGCUAGGAUCAGGAGAGAUAUUCGAAUCCGGAUCGGUAUAGGAUUCGGAUAGGAUCUGAUCCGACUUAUUUGCAGCACUAUUGAGGGUUAAUCAACGAGGGUCUGCUUUAAGGUUGAAAGUUGGAACUGAACUUCGAAGGUUUCUCCUUCUCAAAUUCUCCGAAUUGCGGUAAUUCGAACAUAAAGGUUCAUUCUCAGACUAUCCGAAGGUUCAUUCUCUGCAACGUCGCCUUAGAAGUUUGGCCUUGGUCUGUUCGUAGGUUUCGUCUAUGUCUCUGUUCGAAUGUUAGACGUGCAAAACUCUUCUCCUCUCUGUUCAGGGUUUGUUCAAAUCGCCGAAACAAGCUUCAACGUUGCAGGUGACCAACUUCUCACCGUUGUUUCUCGCUUCCAUCAUUUUCGCCAGCACCAAUCCAUCUGUGGUUUUGAUUGGUAGUUGUGUUUUUUUCUCUUCCAGUCGUCUUCUUCUCAAUAUUCAGACAGGUGGGUUUUGGUUAUUCGCCUUUUAUAGUACGAAAUUUUCUUCUGCUGUUUCAAUUAUCUUUAAAGUUUAAAGCAGUGGCGACAAUCAGACCGCCAUUUUAAAGUAAUGAGAAUACCACCGAAUCAUGGACUUCAAAGUAUUGUUUUUCCUAGAUUUAAUAUAGUCAUAUUGCAAGAGCAGAGACAUAGGCUCAAUGCCUUACACCUGAUGGUUUGAUGCUUAUUUCUGUCAAUGUUGGGUGCUAUACUUCAGAAUUGCAAUGCAAUUUUUCAGUUCUAUGGUUCAGGAUGAUUCAAAUUAUGAAAUGUUAGAAUCUUGUGAUUUUAUUAGGUUAUGAUUGACAUUUGAUUUUUGCAUCCAUCAUGGUGUCUUUGCGCUUCCCUUUCUCGUUUCCUCAGCCCUCAAAGCUCCCAUGUCUCUUCUCGUUCCUUUUCUUCAGCAACCAUGGUGGGGUCUGUUGCAGCUGCAGUCGGUGUUGGGAUCGGAAUGGGUCUCACCAUUUCCCAUAAAAUUACAAACCAGAAAGACCCAUUUGUCAAGAAUGCACUGGAUUUCUUCUCCAAUUACCGACACAGUUGAUAUUCUCCCAUGUGGGCUACUCUUUCCUUAGCAGAUAAUACCGCUGAUUGUUUGCUUUAUUAGCAAUGAUUGUAUUCUUUAUAAUCCUCAUAUUUGUCUACGACUAUCUGCAACUGAAAAUUGAUGAUGAGAAAUUUGUCAUUGCCAUUAAUUGGUCACUUGUUCAUUAUCUUGAUGUUUUUACCAGUAAACAGAUUCCUAUUACCAAAUUAAGUAGCAAAGUUACUAGAUUUUA